AUGGACGAAGACGGAGAGAAACGUGUUCGUACCAAACGAUUAUGUUCUCCAGAAUCUUCGGACAAAAAAUCUGGUUAUGAAGUUGAUUGGGUAAGAGAUUUGCCAGAAUCUUUGAUUUGUCAUGUUCUCUUGAAUCUUUCGACAAAAGAUGUGAUUAAAAAUUGUGUCUUAUCCACGAAAUGGAGAUAUCUGUGGAGGUAUGUUCCUGGUUUGGAUUUGGAUUGUAGUGAUUUCACCGAAUACAAUACUUUUGUGAGUUUUGUGGAUAGGUUUCUGAGUACCAACACUGAGUCGUACUUAAAUAAGUUUAAGUUAGGAUUCGAUUGCGAUCUUGUUGGGGAUGAGGAGACUGGUAAUGCUCAAAUGGCGCGGUGGAUCAACGAUGUUGUCAAACGGAAAGUUCAGCAUCUCGAUCUUGAGUGGGGUGCAUUGGAAAUACCUCCAAUAGUUUACGUGUGUAAGAGUUUGGUAUCUUUAAAGCUUUGUGGUGUAAUCUUACCAAUUCCUGAGUUUGUUUGUUUACCGUCUGUGAAAGUUAUAGUUCUAGAUUGGGUUAAGUUUGCAAAUGAUUUGGCUUUGGAAAUGCUUAUCUCAGGCUGCCUAGUUCUCAAAAGCUUAACGUUAUGCAGAAGUAACAAUGACAAUGUAAAAGUGUUACGUGUGAGAUCUCAGUCUCUAUUGAGCUUCAACUAUAAUGGCCCCAAUACCAUGGGUCCUGAAUAUGAGGAACUAAUAGUUGAAAUUGAUACUCCCAAGCUUCAAGAUCUAACGCUCUCUCACCGUAUGACUGCAAGUUUCAUAAUAAAGAAUCGGAGUUCUCUUGUAGGGGCACAUAUCAAUAUUGAGUUUAACUUUUGUUUUGGAGAGAAGUUUGAUCCGAAGAAUCUACCAAAGAGAGAAAUGAUUCGUAAUUUUCUUGUCGGGAUCUCUGGUGUUAAAAAUAUGGCCAUCGCUGCAUGUACACUUGAGGUCAUUUAUGAUUACUCAAGAUGUGAACCACUGCCCUUAUUUCGUAACCUAUGUCUCUUGAGUGUUGAGUUCUAUGAGGACAGAUGGGAAAUGUUGCCAUUCUUUCUUGAGAGCUGCCCGAAUCUAAAAUCUCUUGUCGUGGGAUCUAAUAGAUAUAGAAUGGAGAGAACUAGUAUCAUAUCAGGACAUCGAUGUCUCUUAUCAUCUCUCGAGUAUGUUGAGAUAGAAACCCCAUUGACAGGGGAGGUCUUUGAGAUGAAACUUGUGAGUUACUUACUUGAGAACUCACCAAUCCUCAAGAAACUCACUAUACAUUUGCAUGAUAAUUCUAGAAAGAAAGCAGAAUGUGAAAUCCUUACCAUUCCAAGACGCUCUAGCUCAUGCCAAGUUAUCCUUCUCUGAUUCACGUUGACGAACAUACUGUGAACUCUGUUGUCUUUCGGUACUUUUACUACUAUGAACUAUGUUGUGUUGUAGAUCUGUAAGAAGAUCAUAUGUUUGUCUUAAAUAUUUCAAUUGAACCAAAAAUGUAAU
Molecule: messenger RNA, 1503 nt
Organism: Arabidopsis thaliana (thale cress)
Lineage: Eukaryota; Viridiplantae; Streptophyta; Magnoliopsida; Brassicales; Brassicaceae
Product: F-box/RNI-like/FBD-like domains-containing protein
Exons: 3
Coding region: 1-1371 (456 amino acids)
Source: RefSeq, marked reviewed